This is a messenger RNA of Microthlaspi erraticum, 363 nucleotides long. Lineage: Eukaryota; Viridiplantae; Streptophyta; Magnoliopsida; Brassicales; Brassicaceae. The record is from the annotation of a GenBank genome assembly.
AUGCUGAAACGAUUCAGCAAGGCGUCUGUCGUGUCUCUCCAAUCUGGUUUCAUGGUCGUGCUAACCGUUUACCAAGUUGAUGAGAAGCUGUCUGAUCUGUGCAAGAUCAUCUGGGCUAGCUCGCGGAGGAGCUGGCGUCGCAGAUGCAGAUUCGGUAGAAUCGGGCUCGGAGAUGCUACCGGUGUGGCAAGGUUAAUCAGGACUGGUUCCACGCGAAAUGGAGUGUUUAGAUUCACUCCGGUGGAAGCGGUAACAGAGGUGUCGGGACAUUCGAAGUGCCGGCAGUUUGGCCGCUACCGACAUUCAAUGCGAUCUGAUCUCUCGUUGCACCAGCAGUUUGGCCUCUACUGGUGUUGGAGGUGA